Messenger RNA from Bombus terrestris (buff-tailed bumblebee), 1651 nucleotides. RefSeq names its product odorant receptor 4-like (gene Or51). Gene Ontology annotation, biological process: detection of chemical stimulus involved in sensory perception of smell; sensory perception of smell. The record is from RefSeq and is a predicted model, not a curated record. Gene Ontology annotation, molecular function: odorant binding; olfactory receptor activity. Gene Ontology annotation, cellular component: plasma membrane. The coding region runs from base 10 to 1242 and encodes 410 amino acids. The transcript is spliced from 5 exons. Lineage: Eukaryota; Metazoa; Arthropoda; Insecta; Hymenoptera; Apidae.
AGCGUCAACAUGCGAUCCUCCAACGAUGUUAACGAUCAUCCACAAAAUAACCAUUACAAAAGCGACAUAUAUCACACAUUCCAAUUUUGUCAUUGGAUCUUGAAGCCUUUAGGCAUCUACUUUUUCCUGCACGAUCACGUGAACAAAUUCGAGAAAAUAGUGUCUGUGUUGUUAAUCAUAAUUUGCUGUUCAAUCUUGCAAUUUGUCAUCGUGCCAUUCGGUUAUUAUAUCUUGUUCUAUGAAAAAGACAUGAACAUGAAAAUCAAGUUCUUGGGUCCAUUAGCAUUUUGUGUAACUGCACUGUUUAAGUACGGUUACCUUGGCGUAAAAAGUUCAGAACUCGGUCGUUGCGUCAAACAUGUAAAGAAAAAUUGGAAGAUGCUGCAAGAUAAAGAUCAUCGUGCAAUCAUGGUUCGAUACGUAACGAUGGGCAGAAAUCUGAUCACUUUAUGUGCGGCAUUUAUGUACACCGGUGGCCUGUCUUAUCACACUAUUAUGCCAUUACUGUCGAAGAAGAAGAUUAAUGAGAACAUCACGAUCAGGCCGCUCACCUAUCCUGGCUACGAGGCAUUUUUCGAUAUUCAAGAAAGCCCCACGUAUGAAAUCGUGUAUUGUAUGCACUGUGUUUACGUUCUGGUCACAGGUAACAUCACGAUGGCUGCAUAUAGUUUGACGGCGAUUUUUACUACGCACGCCUGUGGACAGAUUAAGAUACAAACGUUGAGGCUGGAGAACCUGAAGAAGGAUGGGAAGGCGUUGGAAAAUGGGAUCGAGGAUCAUCUGGCGGUUAUCGUGAGUGAACACGUGGAGAUUCUGAGAUUUACGAAAAACAUUGAAAUUGCAUUACAAGGAUUAUUCUUGAUAGAAGUAAUGCUGUCUACCUUGCUAAUAUGCUUACUCGAAUAUUACUGUAUGAUGGAAUGGGAGACUAGCGAUUCAGCCGCGAUCUCAACGUAUAUCAUUCUUUUAACUUCUUUCACCUUUAAUAUACUGAUAUAUUGUUACGUAGGAGAGCUUCUUCUUGGGCAGGGUAGCGAAAUCGCGACCGCUUUGUACGAUAUAGGAUGGUAUAAUCUACCUGGGAGAAAAGCUCGUGACAUCGUUCUGGUGCUCGCCAUAUCGAAAUACCCACUGAAACUCACGGCUGGAAAAAUACUCGUUCUAUCGAUGAACACUUUUGGUGUUGUGUUGAAAUCGUCGCUAGUUUACCUGAACAUGCUGCGAACGGUUACUGAAUUCUAAAUAAAGUUACCAAGAUAUGGUAAAGGAAAGAACCCUGUACCUGAAUUCUACGUGAUUUAUCGGAUACGCUGCGCUUAAACCGAAAUAUAUUGUUGAAAUGAUUAGAAUUAUUUUAAUAUAAUAAAGUACUUGUGUUACGUAUUAAAAUAAUUUGGAAGAUAGAUUUAUCCAAGAAAUAAUUGAAAAUUAAAUUUACGAUUAUACGUUAAGAAUUUAAAGAGAAUAUUAAAAGAGAAGUAUGGAUAUUAAAGUCAAAAAUGAUAUCACAAAGUUCCCCUAAACUUUUUGUUUCUCUUUUUUGUACUUUGUUGAACACUAACGCUAAAUUUUCAUUAGAAUGAGAUACUUGGAAAUGUAAUUUAAGAUGUAAUUGAAGAUCUAAUUUUAUAUAAACUGAAGAACAGAUAAA